Messenger RNA from Acanthosepion pharaonis, 831 nucleotides. Lineage: Eukaryota; Metazoa; Mollusca; Cephalopoda; Sepiida; Sepiidae. The record is from the annotation of a GenBank genome assembly.
AUGCGUUUCGCACGUUCCUUUCUUCUUUAUCUACACUCGUCUUUGAACCCCAGCGUCAGAUUCACCGCCAAAAUACACAUGACUCAAAGAAAGCUUCCAUCUUCUUUUCCUUCCGCCAUUAUUUCAAUUUUUUUCGUUCUUCCAAUUUUUUACUCUCUAUUUUCUUGUUUGCCUUGUCGUCUGCUUUCUUCAGUUGUUGAUCUCCGUCCAGCUAAUUCUAUCUAUCUAUCUAUCUAUCUAUCUAUCUAUCUAUCUAUCUAUCUAUCUAUCCCAGUCGUUUCUUUCUAUCUAUUUAUCUAUCUAUCUAUUUUAUACUUUCUCUCCCUCCGCUCCCCCAUCUCUCUCUCUCUCUCUAUCUAUCUAUCUAUAUAUAUAUACCUUUUUUUCGUCCCUUGGUUCUUUCUUUCUUUCUUUCAUCAUUACACAAAACGUCUUCUUUUUCUUCUCUUCAUCCUCUCCUUUCAUCUUCUCCUUCCCCUCCUCCUUCUUCAUAUUAAAAUUUUUCCGCUUCCUUUCUUUGUUUCUUUCUUCUUCUUCUUCUACUUCUUUCACAUGUUUCUUCUCUCUAUAGUCCCUUGGUUCUUUCUUUCUUUCUUUCUUUCUUUCUUAAUUACACUACAAGUCUUAUUCUUUUUUUUCUCAUCCUCUCCUUUCUUCUUCUUUUCUUCCUCCUCCUCCUUCUCCUCCUGUUUCUUCUUCUUCUUCUUCUUCUUCUUUCUAAAGUCCCCUCUUUCUUUCUUUUCUUUUCUUUCUUUCUUUCUUUCUUUCUUUCUUCUUUUCUUUUCUUUCUUUCUUUCUUCUUUCUUUUUUUCUUUCUUUCUUUUUCCAUAA